This is a messenger RNA of Mesitornis unicolor (brown roatelo), 2900 nucleotides long. Its product is annotated as multidrug resistance-associated protein 1-like. Lineage: Eukaryota; Metazoa; Chordata; Aves; Mesitornithiformes; Mesitornithidae. The record is from RefSeq and is a predicted model, not a curated record. Gene Ontology annotation, biological process: glutathione transmembrane transport; xenobiotic transport. Gene Ontology annotation, cellular component: basolateral plasma membrane. Gene Ontology annotation, molecular function: glutathione transmembrane transporter activity; ATP binding; ABC-type xenobiotic transporter activity.
AUGCAUAGCAGUCAUGGAUACAGCACUUUGAUUGAACCGGAUGCCAGUGACACAUGCAUUACCUGCUCUCUCCUUUCCGUCAGUCUGCAGUGGUGGUAUCUUGGUAUUGCAUCGUUCUGUUGGAGAGUCAGGGAUCUACAGCAUUUGAGAGAAACUGUCCCUUGUGAAUUUUACAGCAAAGUCGGUAAUUUUAAGGACUGGAAUCUGACAUGGCACACAGAAAAUCCAGACUUCACCCCGUGCUUUCAGAACACAGUCCUGGUCUGGAUUCCUUGCUUUUACCUGUGGAUCUGCUUCCCAGUGUACUUGCUGUACCUUCGUUAUCAUGACAGGGGAUACAUACAAAUGUCAAACCUCAACAAAGCCAAAACAGCUAUGGGCUUAAUCCUGUGGAUAGUCUGCUGGGCAGACCUCUUCUACUCUUUCUGGGAAAGAAGUCAAAAUAUUUUUCUUGUUAGGCCUACAGUGUUGGGUGUGACAAUGUUGCUUGCCACAUUUUUAAUACAAUAUGAAAGAAUAAAAGGAGUCCAGUCUUCAGGUGUAAUGACGAUUUUCUGGUUCAUCUCAUUGUCAUGUGCCACAGUAGUUUUUAGAUCCAAAAUAAUACAUGUCUUAAAUCAGGGUCCUGAAGUGGAUGCAUUUCGUUACGUCACCUUCUGCAUCUACUUCAUCCUGUUACUUGUACAACUCAUCCUGUGUUGUUUUCCAGAGCGACCACCUUUGUUUUCUGAAACAGUAAAUGAUCCUAAUCCAUGUCCAGAGUUCAGUGCUUCUUUCCUCUCCAGAAUCACAUUCUGGUGGAUCACUGGGUUGAUGGUUCGGGGCUAUCGGAGACCUCUGGAAGCCAAGGAUUUGUGGUCAUUAAAUAAAGAGGACAAAUCUGAGGAGGUAGUGCCAGUUUUGGCUAGAAACUGGGCAAAAGAAUGGGCAAAAACCAAGAGGCAGCCAUUAAACAUGCUAUACUCUCCCAAAAAGCAGCAAAAAUCAAAUGAUUCAAAUGCUGAUGCGACAGAAGAGGCUGAAGCUUUGAUUAUAAAACCAUCUCAGAAGAGCUCUGAAGCAUCUUUAUUCAAGGUGUUAUAUGAAACCUUUGGACCAUAUUUUCUCAUGAGCUCCCUGUUCAAAGCUGCACAUGAUCUCUUGAUGUUUGCAGGCCCAGAAAUUCUGAAAUUGCUAAUCAACUUUGUAAAUAACAAAACUGCCCCAGCCUGGCAAGGCUACUUUUAUACAGGGCUGCUGUUUGUUUGUGCCUGUCUUCAGACACUGAUUCUUCACCAGUAUUUUCAUAUUUGCUUUGUAACUGGAAUGAGGCUUAAAACAGCUAUUGUUGGUGUAAUUUAUCGAAAGGCACUUGUUAUCACAAAUUCUGCUAGAAAGACUUCUACUGUGGGUGAGAUUGUGAAUCUGAUGUCUGUGGAUGCUCAGAGAUUCAUGGACUUGGCUACCUAUAUAAACAUGAUUUGGUCUGCACCUCUCCAGGUGGUAUUUGCUCUGUACUUACUGUGGCAGAAUUUAGGUCCUUCAGUGCUGGCAGGUGUGGCUGUCAUGAUCCUUCUGGUCCCCAUAAAUGCUGUGAUGGCAAUGAAGACAAAAACCUAUCAGGUGGCUCAAAUGAAGAGCAAAGACAACAGAAUUAAACUGAUGAAUGAAAUUCUCAAUGGGAUUAAAGUUCUGAAACUUUAUGCUUGGGAAUUAGCCUUCAGAGAGAAGGUAUUAGAGAUCAGACAGAAAGAACUCAAAGUCCUAAAAAAAUCUGCCUACCUUGCUGCGAUGGGAACCUUCACUUGGGUUUGUGCUCCUUUUUUGGUUGCCUUGUCCACCUUUGCUGUGUAUGUCACAACAGACAGGAGCAACAUCUUGGAUGCCCAGAAGGCGUUUGUUUCCCUGGCAUUAUUCAACAUACUCAGGUUUCCACUGAACAUGCUUCCUAUGGUUAUCAGCAGCAUCGUGGAGGCAAGUGUCUCCUUGAAGCGCCUUAGGGUGUUCUUGUCUCAUGAAGAGUUGGAUCCAGACAGCAUAAUCAGGGGUCCCAUCACAGAGGUUGAAGGAAGCAUUGUUGUAAAGAACGCAACAUUUAGCUGGUCCAGAAAUGAUCCUUUUUCACUGAACAGCAUUAAUUUCAGUGUUCCUGAAGGCUCCUUGGUAGCUGUUGUUGGUCAAGUUGGCUGUGGAAAGUCUUCACUGCUGUCUGCAUUACUGGGGGAGAUGGACAAAAAGGAAGGCUGCGUGAUUGUCAAGGGCUCAGUAGCCUACGUUCCUCAGCAAGCUUGGGUCCAAAAUGCAACCUUGGAAGAUAACAUUAUCUUUGGAAGGGAGAUGAAUGAGAGCAGGUACAAGCGUGUAAUUGAAGCUUGCGCAUUGCUGCCUGAUAUAGAGAUUCUUCCUACAGGAGACAAAACAGAAAUAGGAGAAAAGGGUGUGAAUUUGUCUGGAGGACAGAAGCAGCGAGUCAGUCUUGCUCGGGCAGUUUACUGCAAUGCAGAUGUCUAUUUAUUUGAUGAUCCUUUGUCAGCUGUUGACGCUCAUGUUGGGAAACAUAUUUUUGAAAAAGUUAUUGGGCCAAAAGGGAUCCUGAAAAAUAAAACACGGGUCUUGGUAACCCAUGCAAUCAACUAUCUGCCUCAGAUGGAUACAAUUCUGGUAAUGACUGAUGGAGAAAUUUCUGAGAUGGGCUCCUACCAGGAGCUGCUGAAGCAAGAUGGGGCCUUUGCCGAGUUUCUUCGUACAUAUGCUAAUGCUGAGCAGAGCGUGGAAGACAGCGAUCCAAAUAGUCCAUCUGGAAAGGAGGGAAAGCCUGUAGAAAACGGAGUCCUCGUGAAUGAAGCCCCUGGAAAGCUGAUGCGUAGGUGCGUAGCCACUUCUCCCCGCCUUCCAUCCUGUUACUCCAUCGUGGACAAGCA